Molecule: messenger RNA, 216 nt
Organism: Caenorhabditis sp. 36 PRJEB53466
Lineage: Eukaryota; Metazoa; Nematoda; Chromadorea; Rhabditida; Rhabditidae
Source: the annotation of a GenBank genome assembly
AUGGGAGCAUCGACCCGUUUCAUGCCCUUCAUAUGUCCGCCGGAAGAGGACGAGUACGGCACAAUCGUUGAAAGUUUCACAGUUGACGCUGUAACUGAGAACAUCUGGGACGAACUGGACAACGGAGAAAAAGAAUGCAAUGCCGUGGAAGACGAGGAGAGAGAGGAAGAUGACGACUCCCUCUAUGAAGACCUUUACGAUCCUUAUCCUUUCUAA